Frieseomelitta varia is the source of this 3290-nucleotide messenger RNA. It is a transcript of the gene Hsc70-5, whose product is annotated as heat shock 70 kDa protein cognate 5. Gene Ontology annotation, molecular function: heat shock protein binding; ATP hydrolysis activity; misfolded protein binding. Gene Ontology annotation, cellular component: cytoplasm; mitochondrion. The transcript has 10 exons. The coding region runs from base 122 to 2269 and encodes 715 amino acids. NCBI's taxonomy places the organism in Eukaryota, Metazoa, Arthropoda, Insecta, Hymenoptera, Apidae. Gene Ontology annotation, biological process: cellular response to unfolded protein; protein refolding. The record is from RefSeq and is a predicted model, not a curated record.
CGUAUAGUCUGCGCAUUACUAGUUUCUGUGAAGGUUGCAUCACUACACGUGAAGUUAGGGUAUUCGCGUCUUUUCUUAAGUUUUUUCGUAAAUUUCAAAAACUAAAACGUGUAAAAUCAAAAUGCUGGCCGCUGCAAGAUUGUUGACUCGUAGUUGUAGCAACAUAACCUGCGACAUUAGUAGAAAACAACAAUUCAGCACAAUUCUUAAAAAUGCUGCGGCUCCUGUAUUCAGCGUACCCCAACGAUUUACAGAUCUGCAACAAUACAGACACAAAUCCGAAGGUGUGAAAGGUGCUGUUAUUGGCAUUGAUCUUGGAACAACAUUUUCAUGUGUAGCAGUUAUGGAAGGAAAACAAGCCAAAGUUAUUGAAAAUGCAGAAGGUUCACGAACGACUCCAUCUUACGUAGCAUUUACUAAAGAUGGAGAACGUCUAGUUGGUAUGCCAGCUAAACGUCAAGCAGUUACAAAUUCAGCGAACACAUUCUAUGCUACAAAACGACUAAUUGGACGAAGAUACGACGACUCUGAAGUAAAAAAAGAUAUGUAUGUAUAUUUUAUAUACAUGUUAAUAAAUGUUGAAUAUUUUUGUUUUUUAAAUGGCUAUAAUUUUAGGAAAGCUGUUUCUUAUAAAAUUGUUCGUGCCUCUAAUGGAGAUGCAUGGGUACAAGGAGGUGAUGGCAAAAUGUAUUCUCCUAGUCAAAUUGGUGCAUUUGUACUCAUGAAGAUGAAGGAAACAGCAGAAUCAUAUUUAAGUACAUCAGUGAAAAAUGCUGUAAUUACUGUUCCUGCAUACUUCAAUGAUUCACAAAGACAGGCUACUAAGGAUGCUGGUCAAAUUUCUGGACUUAAUGUACUUAGAGUAAUUAAUGAACCAACAGCAGCUGCUCUUGCAUACGGCAUGGACAAAACAGAAGAUAAAAUUAUUGCAGUCUAUGAUUUAGGAGGUGGUACUUUUGAUAUUUCAAUUUUGGAAAUUCAAAAAGGAGUCUUUGAAGUUAAAUCCACAAAUGGAGAUACCUUCUUAGGAGGUGAAGAUUUUGAUAAUGCAUUAGUUAAUUAUCUUGUAUCAGAAUUUAAAAAAGAUCAAGGUAUAGAUGUAACUAAGGAUGCAAUGGCUAUGCAACGAUUGAAGGAAGCAUCUGAAAAAGCAAAGAUAGAAUUGUCUAGUUCUUUACAAACUGAUAUAAAUUUACCUUAUUUAACUAUGGACUCUAGUGGACCAAAACAUUUAAACCUUAAACUUUCAAGAAGUAAAUUUGAAAGUCUUGUUGCUGAUUUAAUUAAACGUACUAUUCAACCAUGUCAAAAAGCACUUUCUGAUGCUGAAGUAACAAAAUCUGACAUUGGUGAAGUAUUGUUAGUUGGUGGUAUGACAAGAGUACCUAAAGUUCAACAGACUGUACAAGAAAUUUUUGGUCGACAACCAUCCAAAGCUGUAAACCCCGAUGAAGCUGUUGCUGUAGGUGCUGCAGUUCAAGGUGGCGUCCUUGCUGGUGAUGUAACAGAUGUUCUUCUUUUGGAUGUUACUCCUCUAUCACUUGGUAUUGAAACAUUAGGUGGUGUUUUCACACGAUUGAUUUCUCGAAAUACCACAAUUCCUACUAAAAAAAGCCAAGUGUUUUCUACUGCUGCUGAUGGUCAAACUCAAGUAGAAAUCAAAGUACAUCAAGGCGAACGAGAAAUGGCUAGUGACAAUAAACUUUUAGGACAAUUUACUCUUGUUGGAAUUCCACCUGCGCCUAGAGGAGUACCACAAAUAGAAGUUGCAUUUGACAUUGACGCUAAUGGUAUUGUUCACGUAUCUGCUCGAGAUAAAGGCACUGGAAAAGAACAACAAAUUGUUAUUCAAUCCAGUGGUGGUCUUAGUAAGGAUGAAAUUGAAAACAUGGUUAAAAAUGCUGAACAAUAUGCUAAGCAAGAUAAAAUUAAAAAAGAAAGAGUUGAAGCUGUGAAUCAAGCUGAGGGCAUUAUUCACGACACAGAAUCCAAAUUAGAAGAAUUUAAAGCACAGUUACCACAAGACGAAUGUGACAAACUCAGAGAAUUGGUUGCAAAAGUGCGAGAAACAUUAGCUAAGAAAGAUGAUACAGAACCAGAAGAAAUUAAAAGACAAACAAAUGAAUUGCAACAAGCGAGUCUUAAAUUGUUUGAAAUGGCUUAUAAGAAGAUGGCUGCAGAACGAGAAGGACAAGGUCGAAAUGAACAGCAGCAACAGCAACAACAGCAACAAGAAGAUGGACCUGAAAAGAAAGAAGAGAAGAAUUAAUUCUCGAAUAAUUGACAAACAGUGGUGGUGUGACAGGCCAAAGCCGGGUCACUUUUACUCGUAUCAAAAUUUUCAUUAUACUUAUUUUGGAACUAGGUUUCAAAUACUAAAUAUCAUUUAAUAAUGUUUAUAAUUUAAAAAAUGGAAGAAACAAUUUAUAAAUAUAUUUAUAAAUAUAUUAUUUUAUGUACAUUGUGCACAUAAAAUAGAAUCUCUCAUCACGUGUUAUUUAUAUAUUUCAGGAAUUUUACUGUAUACUGUACUUGUUAUUACUUGUACUGUUACAUUAUCUUGAACGUUUAACACAUUCAGUCGAUGAUUACUUUGUUAGUCGAUCAACACGUGCUUUAACAACUGAUCAAAGUAACCUGGCAUGGACUGGGCGAAAAUUAAUUACAUUUAAACAAAAAAUUAAUUGUGCACACACAACUAUAAGAGCAUCAAUCGUUGCUCGAGGAAAAUGCAUUUUUAUAUAGCAUGCAACAAAAUUAUAACAAAAUUAAUUUUGCACUAUAAUUUUUGAGCAUGUUUAAAUUAGUAUAAUAAAUUUAAAUCUGAAAAAUAAAGUACGUAAAGAAUAUUUUGAAAAUGAUCAGAUUUAAAAACCUGAUUACCGGUUGGUAAUGAACAAUUUAAGAAAUUGAAUAUGUAAAUGUGAAUCUUUAUGAAGAAGCUAUACAUAGUAUGUUAUUUAUUACAUAUUAACAAUUUGAUAAAAGCAAGCCAAAUUGCAAACUGUACAUAACUGCUUACCUCAUAGCAUUUAUUGCUAUCAGAUUUGCUAUUAUAUUCAAGGAGCGUGCUGCAAAUGCAAGCACGUUUAACAGUAGUAAUGAAAAUUGAAAAACAAGAAAUGCAAUCGUAAGACUUUAUUAAUUUAGUAUGAAUGUGGAAGAAAAUAGAGAGAAUGCAAUGAGUGCUCGAUCCAUAACAAAUUAGAAAAUAUGCGAUAUGUAGAUUAUUUUAGGAAAUGUUAUAUUAUGUGUAACCAUGUUAUUAAAAUUUUUUAUUUGAAAUACAA